AAAAGUGAAACUCUAAAGACAGCGCGAGUAUGGAGUUUCAGCUCAAGUCACCAAUGAAACUUGUACUUUUAACAGCAUGGCUCUCGAGUUUGAUGGACCCAUGCAGCUUCCUUGACAUCUGUAAAUCUUGUCACCCAAACGCGUCAUGCUCGGCGCACAACGGAUCCAAUCAUGCCUGCUUCUGCAACAGUGGAUAUACCGGAGACGGGACGAAAUUCUGCAUUGAUGACAACGAGUGCCAGAACGUGACUAACAUCUGUGGGGACUUGGGAAAAUGCACGAACACGGAGGGAAGCUACUACUGUACAUGUGUGCGUGGAUACAAGUCCACAGGCCCCGCCCACUUCCUGCCCAACGACGGCACCCACUGCACCGACAUAGAUGAAUGCUCGUCGGGACAGAUUUGUGGACCCAACUCCCUCUGCCAUAAUACAAAUGGAUCCUUCUAUUGCACCUGUCAGCGUGAUUACAUUCCCACCUCAGGCACCAAGCGCUUUCAUCCUGACAGAGGCGAAUCCUGCGCAGAGCAUCCCCAAAAAUACUGCCAUGACAACAGCGGCUGCAUAACAAAGGCAGUCAACAAAACACUCGAAUAUUUGACUCACCUGAGAGAGCCGGAGAGCGCUCUGCAGGAGAUCGUGAACAAGACGUCGGGUGAGCUCACGCCAGUUGAAGUCAUCGCGUUCGUAGAGGCGCUCAGCUGGUUCACGUCUGCCCUGGGAACCAAAAACACCACCAUAAAACCUUCAGCUAUCAACUCCACCCUCAUUAAAUUAGUGCAUGCUGUGAACAAUUUGGUGGAGAAUGAUGAAGCCGUGGCCUGGAGCAGAAUCAAAGAGGAGCAGCGUGAACACUCCCUGACCAAACUGCUGCACACUGUGGAGGACAGUGUACUGAGGCUGGCCACCGGGUACCACAGACCCACCGAGCUCCAAGUCAAAGCCAGCGACGUGGAGUUAAAACUGGUCACGUUUGAAGCCAAGCAGAGUAAAGCCAAACUGUCUGCCACACUGGGGGGAGAUGAGGUGAAUCUGAUGCCGAAGGUGAAGCCGAAGAAUGAGAGAAAUGGCAGUGUGUCGGUGGUAUUUGUGAGGUACGACAGUGUGAGCUCCCUGCUGAAGCCGUCCUCUGACCCCGGCCUCACGGACUACUCUCGCUACGCAGACUCCGGGGAAAUCACUGUCAACUCUCACGUGGUCGCCGCCGCCAUCCGACCGGCCAGAGUCUACCAGCUGGACCACGUCACCUUCACUCUGCAGCACAAACAGCUAAUAGAUACCAGCGCUGACGUAAGUAAGUGUGUGUUCUGGGAGUACGAGCGGGCCGAUCUGAGGGGCCGCUGGGCCAUGGACGGCUGCACCACCCUCCAUGUCACGCCCAACGCCACCACCUGCUCCUGCACCCACCUCACCCACUUCGCCAUCCUCAUGUCGUCCGGACGCGCCAACCUGGUGGCCCACUACACCGUCCUGACGCGGAUCACUCAGCUGGGCAUGGUGAUCUCGCUCAUUUGUCUGUCCAUGUGCAUCUUCACCUUCUGGUUCUUCAGUGAGAUCCAGAGCACACGUACCACCAUCCACAAGAACCUGUGCUGCAGCCUCUUCAUGGCAGAGUUCAUUUUCCUGGUGGGCAUCAACCUCAACAGCCAUAAGCUGUUCUGCUCGGUGAUUGCAGGGCUCUUACACUAUUUCUUCCUGGCGGCCUUUGCCUGGAUGUGUAUCGAGGGCAUCCAUCUGUACUUAAUCGUGGUGGGUGUCAUCUACAACAAAGGCUUUCUGCACCGCAACUUUUAUGUUUUUGGUUACGGCAGCCCGGCGGUGGUGGUGGCCAUAUCAGCGACAAUGGGAGCCAAAUACUACGGCACAGAUAAAAUGUGUUGGCUAAGCACAGAAAAUCACUUCAUUUGGAGUUUUAUUGGACCAGCAUGCCUGAUCAUUUUGGUGAAUCUGUUGGCUUAUGGGGUGAUCAUGUACAAAGUGUACCAGCACACUGCAGUGAAGAAGCCUGAAGUCAGUCAUUACGAGAACAUCAGGUCGUGUGCUCGCGGCGCUCUGGCUUUACUCUUUAUCCUCGGGGCCACUUGGACAUUUGGAGUUCUGCACAUCGUUCAUGAGACCACACUGACUGCCUAUCUGUUUACUUUCACUAAUGCUUUCCAGGGAAUGUUCAUCUUUAUCUUCCUCUGUGUGCUGUCCCGAAAGAUCCAGGACGAAUACUACCGCCUGUUUAAGAACGUGCCAUGCUGUUUUGAAUGCAUGAGAUGAAACAGAGCCUGAAGACCUUCCAGCAGCACUUGUGCAGAGGAGUCAACACUUGGAGCUCCACAAUAUCCUGUGACUCAUGCUUUCCUUCAGGACAAAAGUGUGGGAGGAGGAGUCGUGUUGUACAGCUCACAAAUAUUAUGUAGCAAUUUACAGUCAUGCUUUAACGACUUCUUUAAGUGCAUGUCUUGUAUCCAUGUCCAACAGAAGUGGAAGAACUAACUAAGAACUAAUAUGUGUAUAAUUUAUCUUUAAGAUGUACCUUGCUCUUUCUUGUUCAAAAAUGUAAAUUAUUUCUAUGGAAAAUAAACUUGGUAAAACGUUGCAUUAUU
Periophthalmus magnuspinnatus is the source of this 2593-nucleotide messenger RNA. It is a transcript of the gene adgrl4, whose product is annotated as adhesion G protein-coupled receptor L4. The transcript has 16 exons. The coding region runs from base 30 to 2264 and encodes 744 amino acids. Gene Ontology annotation, biological process: adenylate cyclase-activating G protein-coupled receptor signaling pathway; cell surface receptor signaling pathway. Gene Ontology annotation, cellular component: membrane. Gene Ontology annotation, molecular function: G protein-coupled receptor activity; calcium ion binding. The record is from RefSeq and is a predicted model, not a curated record. NCBI's taxonomy places the organism in Eukaryota, Metazoa, Chordata, Actinopteri, Gobiiformes, Gobiidae.